AUGUCGAGACAAAUCAAUCAACCCAUCAACCAAGUGCGUCUCACAAACGUCGCUGUGGUUCGCAUGAACAAAGGGGGAAGUAGAUUUGAAAUUGCAUGCUACCGCAACAAGGUUGUUGAUUAUCGUCAAGGCUUAGAGACAGACCUUUCCGAAGUUCUUCAGACCGACCGAGUUUUCACCAAUGUCAGCAAGGGAGCAUUCGCCAAAGCAAAAGAUCUGCAAAAGGUUUUUGGCACAAAAGAUGAAGAAGAAAUUGCUAAAAUAAUCUUGAAGCAGGGAAAUGUUCAAGUUUCGGAUAAGGAGCGUGGCCAACAGCUGGAGAAGACAAUCGCACAAGUCGCUGAAUGGAUAUCCAAGAAUUGCGUGCAUCCUUCAUCCGAUCGUCCUUACACUAUUGCGCAGAUUCGCCAUGCCAUGUCGACAGCGAAUUUCUCAGUACACCCGACCAAGCCAUUGAAACGGCAAUACUUGGAUUGUGUCAAACUACUUCAGGGAACCAUACCGAUACAGAGAGCCAAAAUGGAACUGUUAUUAGUGAUUGGCAACAAGGAUGACUGUGAAACCAUCGAAAGCACAAUGAAGGAAAAUGAUGUGACAUGGACUAAUUCAACAUCAAGUGACGACGCAACCGGAUUGCGGUACAACGUUCUGGUGGAUCCAAGUAUGUAUCGCAUCUUCAACGACGCGAUUGUUGCAAUGAAGGGAUCUCGAAUAGAAAUCAUCAACCAAAUUGUGACGAAGCAAGGGGAUGUAAAGCUCGAAAGUGUUGAUCACAUUCAAAGCGAUAUGCAGGGUCUUUCCGUUGUCAACAGCGAGGCUCCAAUCGCCAAUGCCUACGUAGAAAAUACUAUCGCUGAUGAUGAUGGUGAUGACAACGACGAGGAUAUAAUGGACAGUUCCGCAGGCAACCGCAGAAAGCAAAAGAAAGCAAAAAAGAAGAACCAGAAAGCGCAGCGCAGAAACGAAUCAGGAGGUAGUACGCUGGAAGAGGCCCAAGAAGUUGCAUCAUCGACAUCUGGUGCGACUUCUACCAUCCCAACUGUAGCUCCGAGCCAAGGUGAUGGUACCGACACUAGAAAGAGUUGCAAUACAUGUGGCGGAUUCUUUGACAGUGCAGCGGAAUAUCGCUCUCAUUUCAAGAGCGAUUGGCACAAGUUCAACCAAAAACUAAAGAUGAAAGGAACCCCGCCUGUCAGUUUGGAAGAGUUCAACCUAUGUGAUGCUGACACAUUUUUUGGGGGUGGCGAUGAUAUGCUGUUAUAA
Molecule: messenger RNA, 1263 nt
Organism: Cylindrotheca closterium
Lineage: Eukaryota; Bacillariophyta; Bacillariophyceae; Bacillariales; Bacillariaceae
Source: the annotation of a GenBank genome assembly